Phytophthora nicotianae INRA-310 is the source of this 144-nucleotide messenger RNA. RefSeq lists its product as hypothetical. The record is from RefSeq and is a predicted model, not a curated record. The transcript has a single exon. NCBI's taxonomy places the organism in Eukaryota, Oomycota, Peronosporomycetes, Peronosporales, Peronosporaceae. Bases 1 to 144 code for a protein of 47 amino acids.
AUGAACCUAAAAUUUGUCCGUCAGCGUCUUGCGGACAUCAACUGCAUCCAAUUGAGGUCGGCGUACGCGCAUUUCGUAGACCGCUUCCUGGUCAGAAAGCCCCAGCUACUUCGGCACGUCGUGCCGAAGGCAAUACUGCGAUAA